Messenger RNA from Lampris incognitus (smalleye Pacific opah), 5519 nucleotides. It is a transcript of the gene cdc73, whose product is annotated as cell division cycle 73, Paf1/RNA polymerase II complex component, homolog (S. cerevisiae). The record is from RefSeq and is a predicted model, not a curated record. The coding region runs from base 8 to 1597 and encodes 529 amino acids. The transcript is spliced from 17 exons. Lineage: Eukaryota; Metazoa; Chordata; Actinopteri; Lampriformes; Lampridae. Gene Ontology annotation, biological process: transcription elongation by RNA polymerase II; positive regulation of transcription elongation by RNA polymerase II. Gene Ontology annotation, cellular component: Cdc73/Paf1 complex. Gene Ontology annotation, molecular function: RNA polymerase II complex binding.
AGUGAAGAUGGCGGACGUAUUGAGUGUUCUUCGGCAGUACAACAUUCAGAAAAAGGAAAUUGUCGCCAAGGGGGAUGAAGUUAUAUUUGGAGAGUUCUCCUGGCCAAAAAAUGUCAAGACCAACUACAUAAUUUGGGGAACUGGAAAGGAGGGGCAGCCCAAGGAGUACUAUACUUUAGACUCAAUUUUGUUCUUGCUCAACAAUGUGCAUCUCCCCCAUCCAUCCUAUGUGCGAAGGGCUGCAACAGAGAACAUUCCAGUUGUCAGAAGACCUGAUCGAAAGGGAUUGCUGUCAUACCUAAAUGGAGAGAGUUCUACUUCAACUAGUAUUGACAGAAGUGCUCCCAUAGAAAUUGGUUUGCAAAGGCCAACACAAGUCAAAAGAGCAGCCGAUGAGGUAUCAUCUGAGGCCAAAAAACCAAGGAUUGAGGAUGAGGAACGAGUUCGUCUUGACAAAGAGCGUCUGGCUGCUCGUCUGGAAGGUCACAAAGAGGGUAUUGUGCAGACCGACCAAAUCAGAUCAUUGUCUGAGGCCAUGUCAGUGGAGAAGAUUGCUGCUAUCAAGGCCAAGAUCAUGGCCAAGAAGCGUUCUACUAUUAAAACUGACCUGGAUGAUGACAUCACUCUGAAGCAGAGGAGCUUUGUGGAUGCGGAAGUGGAUGUCACCAGGGACAUUGUCAGCAGGGAGAGGGUCUGGAGGACCAGGACAACCAUUCUCCAGAGCACCGGAAAGAACUUCUCCAAAAACAUCUUUGCCAUCCUUCAGUCUGUAAAGGCCAGAGAGGAGGGACACGCACCAGAGCAGAGACCAACACAGACUGCCACUCAAGUGGACCCGUCCAUAAGGAAACAGCCCAUCCCAGCUGCCUACAACAGAUAUGAUCAGGAGAGAUUCAAAGGGAAAGAAGAAACGGAGGGCUUCAAGAUCGACACCAUGGGCACCUACCAUGGCAUGACCCUGAAGUCCGUGACGGAAGGAGCAUCUGCCAGGAAGGCCCAGACUCCAGCGUUGCAGCCUGUCCCUCGCCCAGUUUCACAAGCCAGACCACCACCAAAUCAGAAGAAAGGAUCCCGAACCCCAAUCAUCAUCAUCCCAGCCGGCACCACUUCUCUCAUCACCAUGCUCAAUGCUAAGGACCUUCUGCAGGACCUCAAAUUUGUCACAUCAGAGGAGAAGAAGAAGCAGGGCAUCCAGAGGGACAAUGAGGUGCUGCUGCAAAGGCGCAAAGACCAGAUCCAGCCUGGCGGGACGACACUCAGUGUCACCGUGCCCUACCGAGUAAUUGACCAGCCUCUCAAACUGGCCCCGCAAGACUGGGAUCGUGUGGUCGCGGUCUUUGUCCAGGGUCCUGCCUGGCAGUUCAAGGGCUGGCCUUGGCUGCUCCCUGAUGGAUCCCCAGUUGAUAUUUUUGCCAAAAUUCGAGCCUUUCACUUGAAGUAUGAUGAGGCGAAGACAGACCCCAACGUGCAGAAGUGGGAUGUGACCGUCCUGGAGUUGAGUCACCACAGACGCCAUCUGGACCGACCUGUGUUUCUGCGUUUUUGGGAGACCCUUGACAGAUACAUGGUCAAGCACAAAUCCCACCUCAGGUUCUGAGUCCAUUUUGUGGCAUCCAGUCACCACUGGUGAAGUCUUCUACUUUCCUAUUGAGCCCACCUACGCCUCCUUCCCCCUGCUCACCCAGACACAUGGAUGUGAUGGCCAGUGGACCCUCCACCUGCCCCUUCCACCACCACCACCAUCCCCCUUUCUGAGGACUCUUGAUGCUAAUGGAUAUGAUACUUUGGACUCUGUGUGAUGAGAUGGUCUCUUUUAGUUAACAAUAUACCAAAACUAUAUUUUAUAUCAACAGUGAUUCUCACUGGAGGGGGGAGAGGGGUCAGCUAGACAUAUUAAGCAACAGAAUGGGCAGGAAAGUGUAAAAAAGGGGAUGGGGAAAUGAAAGACCCAUGUGUUGGGGAGGGGGCAAUUUGUCCCCCCCCCCUCUAUUUCCAUUAUAGAAUGGAUUCCUCCUGAAUUAAAUGUGGAACUGGCUAGUCAAAGAAAAUCUUAGUGAUUGUUGGUACAACUAAAACUGUGGCUUGGCAUGAGGAGUUUGACUUUCUUGUCACUGUUUUUGUCUGCUCUCUUUAUGCAAAAGACAUCUGGUGUUUUCUAUUUGUUUUGGAUUUAGUUCACAGUAUGGUCUAAUGUAAAGCAUCUAAAUCAUAGGGGUUAUCUGUGGUCAGAGUGUAAAUAUGAUAAAAUGUCUCAGAGCUAAAGGACUUUGAGCAGUGGUUUUUGAGAAAGGGGUUGGAUUGUGGGUUUGGCAGCAGGGCAGGUGGCAGAUGAGUUCUAAAACUAAAACCUUUAGAAUAUUAUUUUACUGGUUCUGUUUUACAAAAUAUUCCGCUAAUCCACACCUCAUUUAUUUACAAGCUCAAAUUGGCCUCAAAAUGUGUUCAACAGAUCCUCACUGGGUAAUGCGAUGAUCAUACAGUGCCUUGCAAAGUAUUCAACCCCCUUGACAGUCAUCACUAAAUUCUGGAUUAUAAAAGAUACUCACACAUCUGUUCCUGAACAAUAUUAUUUUUGUGAACUCAUAAGCUCUAACAGCAUGUUCCCAAAGCCAAAACUUAUGUUUCGCUGACUUUUGUAAAUAGAUUAAAAACUAAAAUAUAGUGCUUGCAUAAGUAUUCAACCCCAACAUAUCAGUACUUUGUAGAGUAUCCUUUUGCUGCAAUAACAGCCAUGAUUCUCUUGGGGUAAGUAUGUAUAAGCUUUGCACAUUCUUCUGGAGUAAUUUUUGCCCAUUCUUCUUGGCAGAAUUUGUACAGGUCUUGCAGGUUGGUGGGAUGGUGCCCCUGGACUGCGAUUAUCAGUCUGUGCCACAGAUUUUCAAUGGGGUUGAGGUCCGGACUUUGACUUGGCCACUCCAAAACAUUUUGUUCACCUUUUUGUUGCCGAGCCAUGCCAUUGUUGCUUUAGCCUUGUGCUUAGGGUCAGUGUCCUGCUGGAAGGUGAACCUUUUCCCAAGCUUCAGUUUUAUGACAGACUGUAAUAGGUUGUCUUCCAAUAUUUCCCUGUUUUUAGCUCCAUCCAUUCUUCCCUCAGAUUGAACAAGGUUCCCAGAGCCUGCAGAUGAAAAGCAACCCCAUAGCAUUCUGCUGCCGCCGCCAUGCUUCACUGUAGGGAGGAUGUUUUUUAGGGCAUGAGCAGUGUUAGUUUUGCACUGCACUUUUAGCCAAGCGCAACUUUAGUCUCAUCUGACCACAAAACCUUUACCCACAUCCUAACUGGGUCUCUCAUGCCUAGUAGCAAACUCCAAGUCUGCUUUUAUAUGCAUAGUUUUGAGCAACGGCUUCUUUCUUGCCACCCUCCCAUACAGGCCAGAUUUAUGGAGAGCCCGUGAUAUGGUUGACUCAUGCACAUUUACUCCAGUUUCAGCCACUGACCUCAGGAGCUCCUUCAAAGUGAUUGCAGGAUCAUCUGUGGCUUUCCUCACCAGCCCACGUCUUGCUCAGACACUUAGCUUUGAGGGAGAGCUUGUCCUACAAAACACUUGGGUGGUGUGAUACAGCUUCCACUUUCUGACAGUGGCUCCAACAGUGUUCUGUGGGACACCCAGACACUUGGAUAUUGUUUUGUAUCCCUUUCCCACAUUCUGCAUUUUAAUCACUUUGUCUCUUACUUAAGUAUUAUGCUCUUUUGUCUUCAUUUUCUGAUGGAGUUCAAACCCGGCUAAUGAACUUUACAAAGAGUGCUUUUUAUACCCAUAAAUGAGACCUCCUCUGUUGCUCUCCCUGAGGUUUCUUCCUAUUUUUUGUCCAUGUUAAAGGGUUUUUUUUGGGAGUUGUUCCUUAUCCAAUGCGAGGGUCUAAGGACAGGACGUUGUGUUGCUGUAAAGCCCCUUUAGGCAAAUUUGUAAUUUGUGAUAUUGGGCUAUACAAAUAAAAUUGACUUGACUUGACCGUUACUUUAAUAACAGGUGCACACUAAGUCCAGUUGUGUUAACCUGAGUUUGUUUUAGGAAUAAUUUGUCAUUUGUGUAAACUUGAAGCUUUCAGAGCACAAGGGGUUGAAUACUUAAGUGGGGAAGUGGGACUACUUAAGCACUAUAUUUUAGUUUUUAAUUUAUUAAUAAAAAGUCAGCAAAACAAAGCUUAUUUUGGGUUUGAGAACAUUUGAGCGGCACAGUGGGUAGCGCUGUCGCAUCAUAGCAAGAAGGUCCUGGGUUCAAACCCUAGGGUUGUCCAACCUUGGAGGUAGUCUGCUUCCAAUGUGGGAAGAUGGCUGCACGAAUUCAUGUUGGCAGCGGCCUCACCGAGUAACCAUCCAUGUAGUGUCUUUGUCUGCGUCUUUAGUUUUGUCUUCGUUUGAUGGCUGGGAGAGCGGGGCAGGCUAAGCUAACUGCUAGCCCAUGCAGACUGGCAGUUCCGAUAACACCGAGGGCAGUCUGGCGGCAGCUCCACCUGGCGUUGACUGUGGUAGUUUUAAUGUUGUCGUGAGGACUGUGGGGAGGUUUGUCGAGGGUGUCUGGUUGGGAGAGCUGGCGCUGGAUCGGCUGGGAGAGCUUGGUCUGCUUUGUUCGGUGGGCCUGGGGACCAUGGGCCCUGCCUGGAGCUGUUCCCGAGGAGGAAACACCAAGGGCAGUCUGACAGGAUGCAGAAGUGGGGCAGGCUAAGCUAACCGCUAGCCCAUGCAGACCGGCGGUUCCAACAGUCAUCCUGGCUGGCGUUUGUUCCCUUGGAUAAUUAUUUUUUGUUUAGUUUGGAUAUGUGUGUUCUUGUAGUUUUUGGACGUGUUUUUGUCUUUGUGUUGUACUGCUGUGGGCAGGGGGAAAUUGCAUUUUGUUUCAUUUAAUGUACGCAAGUGCAUGACAUGAAAUGACAAAGUGUUCCCGAUUCCUGAUCCCAGGUCGUCCUAUGUGUGGAGUUUGCAUGGUCUACCUGUGUCUCCAGUGGGUUUUCUGCGGGUGCUCCGGUUUCUCCCACCAUCAAAAAAAGACAUGCAUGUUAAGGUUAAUACUCCUGUCUGUGCCCCUGACUGAGGCAUGGCAAGACAAACUGGAGCUGGUCCCCACGUGCUGCAUGGCGCUGCCCUCUGCUCCUAGCUACACAGCUAGGAUGGGUUAAAUGCAGAGCGUCAUUUCCCUACGAGGAUCAAUAAAGUAUCUCAAAAUCAAAAUACUGUUAGAGCUUUUGGGUUCACAAAGAUAGCAUUGUUCAGGAACAAAUGUGAGUAUCUUUUCUAAUCCAGAAAUUAGUGAUGACUGCCAAGGGGGUCGAAUACUUCUGCAAGGCACUGUAUGUAGGUCUUCUGUUGCUUGACGGGGUUAUGAAAGAAGGACCCAAAUUCUGGCAAGUACUGCUUUGUCCUCACACGAAAACGGGCAAUAAAGCCUUGUAGAAAAACCCAGACCAGGGCUCUGUCUUUUUAUGCUGUGGAAGCACAUCCAUAGACUCGUAAAACCUGUAAUUUAUGUUCAUAUAAUAUCGCCAGACCAUCUUCAGGUCGUGUGUGUGUUGCCCAUAAUACA